AUGUAUAACACAAAGAGUGAACAUAAUCCGAUAACCUUGAAACAAAGGUCGAGCAAACAUUUAUCAACAGAAGAAUCAACACAAGACUUACUGCUUGAUAUUCCCAAAUAUGAGCUAUGGAAUGGUGAUAGUAGUAAUAUGGAAGUAAAUAGUCCGAUACAUACUUCGAAAAUAAUUGAUGAAAGAAAGCAAGAAAACGAGAAAUCGAAAAGAAGCAAAAAUGAAUUUAAUUCUGAGAAGUCUUUUUCAUCCUUUCAGAAGCUUAAAAGUAUACGUGCAAAACAUUCAACUGAUAACCUCCAUGACUCGAAUACUAAUUUUUCUUCGAAUCUAAACGAUUUUGAUGUGAAAGAAACUACAGAAGAAAUGAAAGAAUAUUAUUCAGUGUUAUCGUCGCUAUUAGAUUUAUUAAAGGAUAAACCGUUUUUUAAUGAUUCCGAACCACUAGAAUCAGGUGUAGUAGUUGAUGAACAUCCUACGGUAGGGAUAUUAGAAGAUCAUGAAUCAAAUUGUAAUGACAAUGAACGAUUUACAGAAUGUUCACGAUGUGAAAUGACCUGUGCUGGAAAUGAUAGUAUUCCUUGCUCAUUUGAAUGCGGUCCACCAAAAUGUGAAUGUCCAGCAUCACAAGGUUUUGUACGUAAGAAAGAUGGACAGUGUGUUCCUAUUAAUCAGUGCGACAUCGAGCUGCAGUGUCCUGAUAACGAAGAAUGGACUUCGUGUGGUGGAUGUGAACCAAACUGCUGGGAAGAACAGAAGAUUUGCGGAGAAUACUGCGAGGAAGGACGAUGUCAAUGUAAAACUGGAAUGGUACGGAAUCAUCAUGGAAAAUGUGUACGUUAUGCAGAAUGCAUUUCACAGUGA
Molecule: messenger RNA, 864 nt
Organism: Thelazia callipaeda (thelaziosis nematode)
Lineage: Eukaryota; Metazoa; Nematoda; Chromadorea; Rhabditida; Thelaziidae
Source: the annotation of a GenBank genome assembly